Messenger RNA from Diplodia corticola, 1437 nucleotides. RefSeq lists its product as uncharacterized. The coding region runs from base 1 to 1437 and encodes 478 amino acids. The record is from RefSeq and is a predicted model, not a curated record. The transcript has a single exon. NCBI's taxonomy places the organism in Eukaryota, Fungi, Ascomycota, Dothideomycetes, Botryosphaeriales, Botryosphaeriaceae.
AUGGUCAUAAAAUACGGCGGACGGUGGUCAUCAGAUUUCAUCGACCAUGUAGUCGCAAAAUUCAACAAAGCUUUAGAAGGCACUUAUCUCACCUGCUUCCUGCCCAUCCUACUCUUGCUGGCUGAAAACAAUCAGUUGGAUGCAAAGAGACAUGACAAGCCAGAACUUCUCGGACCAGGCGCCUCCAUCUCCGCUUUCGAGGCUCCUUUCGGCAUCGCAGCUCCGAUCCCGAGGCCUGCGCUGACGACGUGCACACGAUUGGGUACAUACUUGGGCGAAUCCUACCUACACCGACGUGCGCCACGCCGCAGUAAACCAUCGACUCUAUUCCUUGCUUCCACCCCAAAACCACCACCACCACCACCACCAAAAAUGCCUCCCCCUCCCCCUCCCCCCCGCCAAACCCACACCCACACCCUCGCCCUCAUAACCAUCGGCCAAUCCCCCCGCCACGACUACGCCCCGGACCUCCCCCGCCUCCUCCCCCGCAACACGCGCCUCGUCCAGCACGGCGCCCUCGACGCCCUCUCCCUCGCCGACGUGCGCGCCACGCUCUCUCCUCCUCCACCGGAAGCACCCAGCAACGACGACGACGACGACGACGGUGACGACAGUGACGACGACGAGCCGACCCAGAUCCUCGUCUCCCGCAUGCGCGACGGGACGGAGGUCAAGAUGGAUGCGGGGCGUUUGAAGCCGCUGGUGGAGGCGUGCGUGAGGGGGGUUGCUGCUGGUGCUUCUGCUGCUGCUAGGGCGAGGGCGAGGGCGAGGGCGAAGACGGAUGAUGAUGGCGAUGACGACGACGAAAACGACGCAUCCGUCGACGCCAUACUCCUCCUCUGCACGGGGGACGUGCCGCGAUUCGACGACGACGACGGCGGCCGCGGCCUGGGUGUGCCGGUCAUCGCGCCGCAGGAGGCGGUGCGGCGGUUUUUGGAGGAAAGAGGAGGAAGAGGAAGAAGAGGACGAAGAGGAGGAGGAUCAUUGCGCGACGUCGACGCGGAUGAUGCAGGGACGGGCAGGGAAAGCGACAGCGAAAGCAACAACAGCAACAACAGCAACAGGACCAGAACGACGGCCAAAAUCCGACAGCCCCCGCGGCUGAUCCUCGUGAGCCCGGAGGAGCGGCAGGUGGCGGCGGCGCGCAGGCGGUGGGACGGCGUGGGCGGGUGCGAGGUCGUCGGGGGGAAGGCGGCGACGCCGUACGGGGAGGCGAGCGAGGGGGAGGUGAGGGAGGUGGCGGGGUGGGUGAAGGAGCUGGUUGGUGGUGGUGGUGGGGAAGUGCUGGUGUAUAUGGAUUGCAUGGGGUAUACGUUGGGGCAUAAGAGGAUUGUGGAGGAGGUGGUCGGGGCGGGGGCGGGGGCGGGGGUCGAGGUGGUGGUGCCGAGGGAGGUGGUGUUUCGGGCGGUGGGGGCGUUGUUUGGGGAGGAGAUGUGA